AUGACAGUCGACUUUGACGCCCCUGGAAACGUGGUCAAGCGGCCCUCGUCGCUCGCCCAUGUUUUCCUCCGAACCAACAAGUUCCAAGAGAUGGUGGAUUUCUACAAGAAAUUCACCGGCGGCGAAGCCCGCUUUGAGAGCAGCAAGAUCUCCUUCAUCUGCUUUGACGAGGAGCACCACCGCAUCGCUGUCGCCGCUAUCCCUGGCACGACCGACAAGAUGCAGACCAGCGCCGGCCUCGAACAUAUCGCGUUCAGCUACCCGACUCUCGAAGACCUCGCGCUGGCGUAUCGUCAGCGGAAACAGCUGGGUAUGACCCCGACGUGGAGUGUCAACCAUGGCAUCACGACUUCGAUCUACUAUGAAGAUCCCGAUGGUAAUCGGCUGGAGACCCAGGUGGACAAUUUUGACGAUAAUGAUAUCGCAACGGAGUUUAUGAUGUCGCCGGAGUUCAGAACGAAUCCCAUUGGGACAGAUUUUGAUCCGGAGGAUUUGGUGAAGAGGCUGCAGUCAGGGGAGAGUGAGGCGUCGAUCAAAAAGAGGGAAGAGACAGGAGCAAGGGGAUUGCCGGCGCAAAUGAAGUGA
Molecule: messenger RNA, 585 nt
Organism: Penicillium canariense
Lineage: Eukaryota; Fungi; Ascomycota; Eurotiomycetes; Eurotiales; Aspergillaceae
Product: Glyoxalase/Bleomycin resistance protein/Dihydroxybiphenyl dioxygenase
Exons: 1
Coding region: 1-585 (194 amino acids)
Source: RefSeq, a predicted model, not a curated record